AUGGCGUACUCCCUGCUUCCGGGGAGUACAGCUCGGCGGCUGGCGGGCGAGGCUACGGACCAGGCUGAGUGCGAGGGGAAGGAAGGACGACGGAGAGAACGCGAAGAUGAGGGAGAGAUGGAACUCGAUUUCUGUGAAGAAGGCGUCUCUCACGCGAACCGCAGACUCCUCACUUUUCUCAAGGCAACGCGUCGCGGCAAAAUCCAGAAAGUCGUUAGAGAAAUCUACUUAAGAGAUGACCUUCCCUGCGGGAUUGCCGGCUGCUGUCUCUGCUACGACCCUUCAGACGAGACCGAACGCAAAGGCCUUUUGAGCAUCGACGAGAGGAUCCUUCUCCUCGACACCAAUGUGGCGCUGCGGCAGCUGGAUUUCCUCCAAGAGGAUCCUUGCAUCAACAACUGCCUUCUUCUUUCGUCCGUUCUCUCGGAGGUCCGCCGAAGGAAUCUGCAAACUUAUUCGGCUCUCCUCUCUCUUUGCCGGCAAUCUGCUGAUUCGUCGAGCGGCACCCGCAAGCCAGGAGUGGGGGCUUCUUCUCGGGGAGACAGAGAGAGCGAACGCGCGGAGAAAAGGUUCACAGCUUUUGCCAACGACGUGUUUAGAGCGACUUUCGUAGACCGGGAGGAAGAGGAGACACUUGAGGCGCGCGACAGGAGAUCUCUCUUCGCGGCUGCUCGUUGGUUUUCCGAUCACCUGCUCGCCGCCGGCGCCGCGCUGGGCCUCGACGCCAGCCACUUGGGACGCGUCACGAUUUUGACAGACGAGAAAAAGCGGAAGAUUGAGGCCGAGCAGAGGGGCCUCGAGGCUCUGACUCUCCGCGAGUUCGUCGAGGAGAUGCGCGCGCGUUACCCAACGGCUGGCGAGAAGUUAGCUCAGCUGGAAGACGAAGGGGAGGACGAGCCUGCUGUGGCAGAUGGGGAGGGCGCGCUCGGACAGAGGAGAACCGAGGGAACAGCAAAGAGGAGGAAGACAGCGUUCUACGACGCCCACCUUCGAGAGGAAGAAAUCACUCGCCAGUUGAAAACGGGGAAGCUGCUAAAGGGCAAACUCCGCAUGGCGCCGACCUGCAGCUGGAGAGGCGUCGUUCUCCUCUCUGGAGGCCGCGAAGUGAAGAUUCGCGGGAAGAAGAACCUGAAUCGCGCCGUCGAGGGGGACGUCGUUGCCGUCGAGCUUCUCGCUCGCGCUGACCAGCUGAAGAGCGAAAAAGAGCAGACAGAGGAGAGAGAAGAAGAGCGGAGAGAGCCCAGCGCGAAGUCUCCGGAAGAAGCCGAGACACGCGUCAUCAAUGAGAAAGCUGUCGCGGCCGGCAACUUCAUGCGCGAGUCUGAACAAGACAUCCAGGAAAUCGAAGAUGAUGCUCGUGUGUUCCCCACCGCAGAAAUGACGGACGACGAACUGGGUCCAGAGGACGCCGAUGACGAAGAAAUGGAAGGAAAAGUCGUCGGAAUCAUCCGGAAAAAUGCUCGCGAAUUCUGCGGCACUAUCCGACCGUUUGACAAUCCCUUCCGGACGGAAACUGCGACAAGCGGCCUUCCCACUGAAGUCGUGUUCAUUCCCGCGGAUCCGAGAAUCCCCAACAUCAUCUUGAAGACAAGGCAGUACGAACAACUACUAAACAAGAGAAUUGUCGCCGUCAUCGACUCUUGGGACCGCUUCUCUCGAAAUCCACGGGGUCACUGGACGGAGAUCCUUGGCGAAUUUGGAUCGGCUGAGGCGGAGGCGAACGUCAUUCUUCGAGAGCAAGGAGUCGUUUCACGAGAUUUCUCUCUCGCUUCUCUGCGGUGUCUUCCGGCAAAUACCUGGACUUUUGCCGACAUGUCUGAAGAAGACAGGAAAGGGCGUCUUGAUCUUCGUCACGUUUGCGUGUGUUCAGUGGAUCCUCCAGGGUGUAAGGACAUCGACGACGCCCUCAGCCUCGAGGUUCUUGAAAAUGGAAACUACCGAGUUGGAGUUCAUAUCGCUGACGUCACGUAUUUCCUUAAGGAAGGGACUGCACUGGAUGAGGAGGCGUCAGAGAGAUGCACAACUGUCUACCUCGUGGAGCGCCGUACGGAUAUGCUUCCUUCGCUGUUGACCACGGAUCUCUGCUCUCUUGUAGGGAAUCAAGAUCGCCUUGCGUUCUCGGUCCUUUGGGAGAUGACCCCCGAAGGAGACAUUGUCUCUUCUUCGUUCCAUAAAACGUUCAUCCACUCGCGGGCAGCCUUGACCUACGCCGAAGCGCAGAACAUGAUCGACGACCCCAACGACAAGUCGGAGCUGGCGGAAAAUUUGCGGCGGCUGUUGGCAAUUUCGAAAGUGAUUCGGAGAAAGCGCACGGAGGCCGGGGCUCUUCAGCUCGCUUCCCCGGACGUCCAGAUCAUUCGAGACACUCUGAAAGACAACCGCGACGACAAGACGCAGCCGCCCGUAAAACCGACGGAAACGAGGAGAGGAGACAUCACUUCAGAGAAGAACGAGAACGGCGAGAAAGGCGAACGCGCGAAGGAGUGCUACGCUGAAGAAGUCGUCCAGGAAGAGGCUUCAGACAUCGCGUUAUACCAGGCGCGAGAAACAAACCGAAUGGUCGAAGACUUCAUGCUGCUGGCCAACACAACUGUCGCGGAGAAAAUUGUCAGUUACUUUCCUUCUGCGAGUCUCUUGCGGAGGCACCCCGAUCCGAAGGAGAAGCAGCUGGAGGCGCUAAAGGAACUUUUGAAGUCCAGAGGCAUCGAAAAUUUCGAGUUCUCUUCGUCAAAACGAUUGGCGGCUUCACUUAAUGCCGUGGCAAAAGCUGCGCCGGAACUGGAUUUCCUUGUUCGCAUUCUGACGACGAGAUGCAUGAACCAGGCAGUGUACUUCAGCUCCGGAGAUAUCCUUUCAAAUGCUCACUCCGCCAAGCAGUCCUUAACUGCGGCUCUUUCUUCGUCCUCGUCGUCCGUCGAUAUUAGUCCUUACUUCCACCACUACGGUCUGGCAGCACCUCUGUACACUCACUUUACUUCUCCUAUCCGAAGAUACGCCGACGUCGUCGUCCACCGGAUGUUGGCAGCAGCGAUCGGGAUAGCUGAAGUCCCUCGCGUGUGUCGAAACAAACAACAGCUGUCGCAACAAUGCGAGUUGCUGAACGUGAAACACCGAAACGCACAGAUUGCCGGACGAAACAGCGUCCAGUAUCACGUGUACAUGUAUUUCAAGAACAAGGGAGCGAAAGAAGCCGUAGGCACGGUGACCAAAGUCAAGAAGAACGGGGCUAUGGUGUACGUCCACAAGUACGGCCUUGAAGGAGUUGUCUUUUUCAACGAGCGGGAGUAUUCGUUUGACGCAGACGAACAACACUUGGUAAAUCGCUCUUCGGGCGAAACCGUCCAGAUUUUCGAUGCGCUUCUUGUUCGGAUUGAGGCAGAACAAUCCAACGACUUCAGGCCCUCGGUCGCGAUGAAGUUGAUUCGAAAAGCAACUGACCAAGAGCGCGCGUAGACGAAAAUCAACGGCUGGUCGCUGUCGAAGCGAUGCGGAGAAAACGUUCUUUCAUAUGAGUGGCGGACUCGUAUUUUCUCUGUUACUUCGCCCCCUCAACUUGACUUCGUCUGUAAACCGUAAAUCGUUAACUCACACUUGGAUAUUCGUUGUCUUGCAAACUCGCCUGUUCUCCCUUUGACGACUUACGUUUGUAGGGUCACUCUGCUUCGUCUGUUUUAUGGGGUCUCUUCGAUUUUCCACUGUACGUGUUGGCUGCUGCGACAAAGGCUUCGACAGGCUCUGUACAAGAAGAGCCGCUCCGGAUUUGUGGCUUCUGCAAAGGCGACUCAGCAACUGUAUGAGCUCUCUGCUACG
Toxoplasma gondii ME49 is the source of this 3810-nucleotide messenger RNA. RefSeq names its product RNB family domain-containing protein. Lineage: Eukaryota; Apicomplexa; Conoidasida; Eucoccidiorida; Sarcocystidae. Gene Ontology annotation, biological process: rRNA catabolic process. The coding region runs from base 1 to 3453 and encodes 1150 amino acids. Gene Ontology annotation, molecular function: endonuclease activity; RNA binding; 3'-5'-RNA exonuclease activity. The record is from RefSeq and is a predicted model, not a curated record. The transcript has 22 exons. Gene Ontology annotation, cellular component: cytoplasmic exosome (RNase complex); nuclear exosome (RNase complex).